GAGAAAACAAAAAAAAACAAUAAAAAACACUCUCUAACUGUCGAUAUUGUCAGGAGAAAGAUGCGAAAAACAGAUGCUAGACGAGGAUAAAAUGAGAGAAGAAACGAGAGGGGGCUCAAAAGAACCGUUAUCUGCUCAGACCCUACUGUGACGGUUCUACCAAUCGCGAGGAAGAGUCCGUGAAUAUUAUGUCAGUAUUCCGUCCAAACAAAGCCGUCGAUCAGAGCGCCAGGGCCAGCUCGCCAGAACUUUUCCUGCCUCACCACGAUUUCUACAACGAUGAUUUCACGCAAGUGGACUACGACGCUAUCGAUAGCACGGUGAGGAGCACCAUAAAUCCGGCCGUUUUCCAAGGCGAUUUAGACGCCAUCCUCCCCGCAGAACCUCCGCUGCCGAUCGGCGAAAGACCGCGGCGAGAAGACGACGUUAUUUUCGUCUCCGCACACCAGGAGAACUGCAGGAAAAUAAGUUUUAAAACCGAAGCGGUAAUCGAGAAUAUACAGACCCCGCCGCAGCGAAAAGAAGAACAAGAAGACGACGUUAUUUUCGUCACCGCAUACCAGGAGAACUGCAGGAAAAUACCUUUUAAAUCCGAAGCCGAGAUUGAGAAUAUACCCAUUCAAACCCCCGCUACAGACAAUUGGGCGGAGGAGCGAGAGAAUAUACCCAUUCAAAUCCCCGCUACAGACGAUCGGGCGGAGGAGCGAGAGAAUAUACCGACCGAUACAGAAAAUCAGGCGGAGGAACCAUCCAGAGCUCCUCCUCUCAGGAGACUGAGAGCCCGACGGCGACUUCAUAAGAGGAGGAUCCUCGGAGACCUCAGAUUCAUGUACGCCAUAACCGUCCGUGCAUAUGCAUCAAUAUAUCGACACAAGGAUCUGUAAAAGGGAU
Oreochromis aureus is the source of this 891-nucleotide messenger RNA. RefSeq lists its product as uncharacterized. Bases 189 to 884 code for a protein of 231 amino acids. The record is from RefSeq and is a predicted model, not a curated record. NCBI's taxonomy places the organism in Eukaryota, Metazoa, Chordata, Actinopteri, Cichliformes, Cichlidae. The transcript is spliced from 8 exons.